AUAGGGACAUACAGCUAUAGGGACAUACAUCUAUAGGGACAUACAGCUAUAGGGACAUACAGCUAUAGGGACAUACAUGGGGACAUACAUCUAUAGGGACAUAGAUGGGGACAGCCAUCCACCCAUAGGGACAUACAACCGUGGGGACAUCCAUCCAUAAGGACAGCCAUCCAUCCAUGGGGAUAUACAUAGGGACAGACAGCUGUAGGGACAUACAUGGGGACAGCCAGAUGUAGGGACAGCCAGCCAUCUAUAGGGCCAUACAUCCAUAGGGACACCCACUUAUAGGGACAUCCAUCCAUCCAUGGGGACAUCCAUCCAUAGGGACAUACAACCAUGGGGACAUCUAUCCAUAAGGACAUCCAUCUGUAGGGACAGCCAUCCAUGGGGACAUCCAUCCAUCUAUAGGGACAUCCAUCCAUCCAUGGGGCUAUACAUCCAUCCAUAGGGACAUAUAUCUAUAGGGAUAUCCAUCCAUCUAUAGGGACAUCCAUCCAUCCAUAGAGACAUCCAUCCGUAGGGACAUCCAUCUACAGGGGCAUCAUCCAUAGGGACAGACAUCCAUCUGUAGGGACAUCCAUCCAUCCAUGGGGCCAUACAUCCAUCCAUAGGGACAUACAUCUAUAGGGAUAUCCAUCCAUCUAUAGGGACAUCCAUCCGUAGGGACAUACAACCAUGGGGACAUCAUCCAUAGGGACAUUCAUCCAUAGGGACAUCCAUCCAUCCAUCUAUAGGGCCAUCCAACCAUUGGGGUCUGCAGCACACAAUGGAUGCACAUUGUGGAUGGCCAUUGUGGUGCAGAGCCCUCCGGGUGUGGGGAACAUCCGUUAUGGGAUCAUCCCCCCACGGGGACGUCCACGAUGAUGAAACCCAGCGUGGGGACGCUGCCCACAGGGGAUGGACAUCCUGGGAACGGAGACGUGGUGGUGGGAGGGUCGUGAGGGUCCAGCCCUGAGUCACGUCCUGUGGGGACAGUGACACCAUUUGGGAAGUGAAACGGCUGCAGGAAAACACGCGGCCGCCCCACACACCCCACACACGCACAUCCCCGUCCAGCGUGGCGCAACCACGGGGCAGCCACCAGGGCUGGAUGUGGUGCCCUAUAGGACGGCAAUGGGGAUGUGGGGUCUGAGCGGCAGGAAGCCCAAGUGGACAACAUCCCUAAGACAGCAAUCAGAGGGAGAGGGACGUGUGGGGUCAGGCAGGAAACAGUGGGGCUGGGUGGGGAAAUGGGGCAGCGGCAGCACUUACACCACCGGCCCCUAUAGGGGAAUCUGGCCUCGCUGCAGCCCUGACGAGAGCUGGCGUCAUCGGGGGCACUGGCGGCCAUGGGGCAGCCCCAAUGUGUCAGCCAGACCCCGAGCAUUGCCCCACUCUGUGCAUGGCCCCAAAGCAACGCCCUGCUGGGCCCCACACUGAUCCCAACGCAUCAUCUGCUGUGUGGUCCACAACAGCUCUGAAGGGCGGCUCCACUGAGCCCCACAUUGACCCCAAAGCAUCAUCCUGACAAACACCGCUCUGACCCCAAAGCAUGGGUGAAAAGCACACUCAGCUCUACAAUAAGCACGGCUCUAUCGCAUCCCAUACCAACCCCAAACUGUGCCCCAUUGUGACCCCAAAUCACAGCAGCUCUGCGUCUCCUACUGACCCCAAAACAGCCCCUCUGAGCCCCAAAGCAGAAAGCACGCUCUGAGCUCUACAGUGACCCCAAAGCCCCCAUGGGCCCCGCAUUACCCCGCAUUGCCCUGCAUUGCCCCGCAUUGCCCCGCAGCCAGCAGCACGGAGGCGGCGCCGGUGCCGCGUUGCAGCAGAUAACGAAACUCGGCAAUCUCCGACCGUUGCGAAACGUGGAAAUCCCGCUGGGUGCCGCUUCCUUCCAGCAACCCUUCAAAACCCAGCGCUCCGCAGCAGCGCUCACAGCUCCAAAGGCAGCAGCAGCAGCAGCAGGAGGAGCAGGAGCACCCACAGCACCCACAGCACUGCAGGCAGCCUCACCCUCAGCUCCCAUUGAGAGCACAGAGAUGGCGUUUGUUCCCGACCUGGACGUGCUGGAGAGCAGCAGCCUCAGCGAUGAGACCUUCUACGGCCCCUCCUGCCUCUGCAAGCAGAAGGUGCGGACGGGAGGACCCGGCGGCUCAGUGGACGUGCAGGUGACGGUGAGGAAGGGACGCGGCGCCCGGAGCUUUCGGCACGCUGCCGUGCUGGUGGUGGCCAUGACCAAACUGCUGCGGAGGCCCAGGAGCAGGGACUUCAAUGACAGCGACCUGAGCGCCCUCCUGGAGGAGGUGUUUGAGCCCGUCACCUUCCAGCGGCUGGAGAGCAGCUACGCCGGGGCGCCCGCCUUCCGCUACACCCGCUCACAGUCCUUCGACAUCUUCGACAUCAACCAGAAGUGCUUCGUGCUGGAGUCACCCACACAGCUGGUGGCCCUGCACCUCCAGGGGCCUUCCUCCAGCCAGAAAGUGAGGCUCAAUAUCGCUCUGUACCGUCCCCGUGGCCCACGGGGCAGCUCUGGAGCCGGGCAGAUGCCGGUGGCGCUGGGCAUCAAGGGCUACAAGCUGUACAUGUCGUGUGUGCUGAGCGGCGCUGAGCCCACCCUGCAGCUGGAGGAAGCCGAUGUGCUGCGGGAUAUUGACAGCGUGGAGCUGACCCGCUUCAUCUUCUACCGCCUGGACAGCCCGGCCGAGGGCACCACGCGCUUCGAGUCGGCCGCCUUCCCCGGCUGGUUCAUCUGCACGUCCCUGCAGCCCCGGCAGCCCGUGGGCAUCACCAACCAACCCGACCAGGUCAACAUCGCCACCUACAAGCUCAGCGGGCACUAAGUGCCCCCUGCAACCCAACCAAACCCAAACCGGCCCGUGGCUGGUUUCGUGCUGUAUGUACCGAGUACAACCCGCUGCCCCUCCAUGCUGUUCCACGUGGAAUAGCCGCUCUGGGCCCCGUGGGCCCGAGUCACACCGUUAUGUUUCGUUACCUGUUGCUUUUAACUUAUAUAUUUUUUAUAUUUGAUCACAACGUUGUUGUCCCACCCCCCGCGUUGGGGUGGAGCUAUUUAUUGUCUCUCACAAAUAAAGGCUCCCUGUGGAUGUGUGGCUCA
Messenger RNA from Coturnix japonica (Japanese quail), 3097 nucleotides. Its product is annotated as interleukin-1 receptor antagonist protein. Gene Ontology annotation, molecular function: cytokine activity. The record is from RefSeq and is a predicted model, not a curated record. NCBI's taxonomy places the organism in Eukaryota, Metazoa, Chordata, Aves, Galliformes, Phasianidae. Gene Ontology annotation, biological process: cytokine-mediated signaling pathway; immune response; cellular response to lipopolysaccharide.